Molecule: messenger RNA, 648 nt
Organism: Manduca sexta (tobacco hornworm)
Lineage: Eukaryota; Metazoa; Arthropoda; Insecta; Lepidoptera; Sphingidae
Product: larval cuticle protein 16/17-like
Exons: 3
Coding region: 27-446 (139 amino acids)
Cellular component (GO): chitin-based extracellular matrix
Molecular function (GO): structural constituent of chitin-based larval cuticle
Source: RefSeq, a predicted model, not a curated record
AUUGUAGAGGCCGUUAGCGCGGAGAAAUGUAUAAAAGAUUUUGUUUUAGGCCUCAAGGCAUCAGUUGCUCAUCAGUUGCCAACCGACGCAAACCAAAUCCAAUCAAAAUGAAAUUGGUAAUCCUCGUUGCUGUUGCUCUCGCGGCUGUCGCCGUCGCCGCUCCCCCAGAGCCGGCCAAGAUCAUCAAGUCCGAAUACGACAUUCAGCCUCAGGGAAACUUUGUCUACAGCUUCGAGACUGAAAAUGGUAUUGGAGCUUCUGCCGUCGGUGAACUGAAGGAAGUCGUUGACGAGGACAACAAGCCCCGUCCCGUCAUUGUGCUCCGUGGUUCAUACGGCUACACCAACCCUGAGGGCAUCCGCGAGGAAAUCAUUUACUACGCUGACGAGACCGGCUACCACGCUGAGGGACCCUCCAUCCCCAAGGCCCCCGUCGCCCGCAGAUAAACAACCUAAAGCAAGACUCACCGAUGUCAUCAACUAAUAAACUUUAUGUUUAAGACAACUGGACUGCCAUAAGUUGAUUCGGCAUCAGCCAUAUGUUUUCAGUGUUUGAUGCUCACUGCCAUAGAUAUUAUGCGUACAUUAUAAAAUAUUGUUAUGUUUUAAUAACGCGUUAAACAUAUAAAAUAAAAUCAAGUCAAAUUUA